AUGGAAAAUAAUAAUAUUGAAAGUAUAGAUAAUACCAAUAAUAAUAGCAACAAUAAUAACAAUACAAAUAAUAGUAAUGAUAUUAAUAUUACCAAUAAUGAUAAUAAAACAAAUAUUGAAAUUAAUAUUGAUGAAAAAAUUCAAUUAACUUAUGAUCAAGAGUCAUAUUUAAAACAACAGUUAUUAAAAUAUUCAAUUCAAGAGGAGGUUAAAAUUUAUUUUCAAGAUUCACACAAUUUACAAAUAACUUUAUUUUUAAAAUUUUUAUUUACACAAUUAACUACUAUACCAUUAUUAACAAGUAAACAACAAGCUAAGGUUAGAUUUCAACAAUUAAUUGAUAAAUUACCACAUAUUAUCAUUCAAAGUCAAAUUGCAACCAAAAAAGAAACUAAUGACCAGUUUAGAAAAUUUGUAGUAAAAUGUUUUGAUAUUGCGCUUAGAACACCAAAAGAGAAAAAGAAAGAUAAAACUUUAAAAGUAUUCAAAGAUUUUAAUCAAGAGGAAAUUGAACGUUUAGAAAAGUAUAAACCAGACAAGGCAAAGAAACUAAAGGAUCAGGAAACACUUGAGGAUAAAGAGGAUGAAAAGGAGGAGGAGAAAAGAAAGAAUAAUGUAUUUGAUGUCGAAAGAAAUGAAACUAUUUUACGUUUACAGAAGCGUCUCACAGAGGUAACUCAAAUAAUUGUAAUGAACAUCGAGCAAAAAAAUCAAGAGGGUGGUUCUUCAACAAAUGGUAUUGGUUAUUUGUUUAAUACAAUUUUACACACCAAAUCUGUUCAUGACUUACCUCCAGAUCUUAAUGAAUUUGUACAAAUCCUUAUCAAAAUUUUAUCAUUGUGGAUGGAAAGAGAGAUGAGGGAUCCAAAACAAGUACAAAAGCUUAAGCGUCUCUAUAUGAUUACUCCAAUUACCGCCAUCAAAGCUUCAUUUUCAAUUGCAAACCCGGUAACACUUUUAAAAGGUAUGAUUCUAUUGUUUUUAGCAAAGCCAUUUGGUUCAAGAAAUCUUAUCCAAACUCUUUGUUCAGUUAUGGUCGAGGCUGGUAAAACCGAAAGAAUUUCAAAGAAGGCAUUAAAGAAGGCUGAAGAAGAUUUAGUGGGCAUCAAAUCAUCCAUUCGUAAGCAAGUUAUUCAAAAGGUUAAAGGUUUUGCAUAUAAUACCCAUCAAUUACAAGAUUCAACAGGCAAACCUUUAGAUGUUUAUAAAGAGAUGCCAAGUGCAAUUUCAAUUCUUCAAUAUCAAUGGCCAGGUAGUCCACCAGUCGAUUCAAGUAUUAUUUCAAUGUUAAAUGAAGAACAAUUUAAAUCACUAUUUGAAUAUGCAAAGUUAGAAAAGAGAAAGAAAGAAAAAGAAGAUUUUGUUGAAAUUUUAGGCCAUGAUGAAAUGAUUGAAAUUAUCCGUGACUUGCUACCAGUUUUAUAUGAACCAUUGGGUAAAUUAUUCUGUAAAGCAAAUAUUGGUAAUCAUUUUGAUAGGUUAGCUCGUGUGAUCAAAAAAUUAAUUGUUGCCGCAGAAACUGGUAAUUUAGUAGAUGAUCAAGAGGUUGACACUGUAGAUUUAGAUGAAGAGGAUAGUGAUGAAAUUGAAGUUGCAUCAGCCUCAGAGAAAUUAGCAACCCAACCAAUUAAUGGUAGUUCCAGCACAACAACAACAACGACAACAACAAAUACAUCAUCCACCAACACCACUGCCUCUGCAACUCCACCACAACAAGAGGAACCAAAAAAAAUAGGUUUGAUUUCAAAAUCACUAAGUUGGUUUAAAUCAAAAUCAUCUAAAGAAAACUUGCAAGAAAAUAAUAGUAGUGAGUUUUCAAUUGAUUCACCACCAACAGAAUCACCAAAUAGAGAAUCAUUGUUAUCAAAAUUCACCAAUGAUAUUAAUGAAUUUUUAGGUACAACACCAGAAAGCUAUCAAGAAAAGAAAAAGACAAUUAAAAAGAAAUUCAAAAAAGAUAAGAAACAAGAUAUUACAAUGGCUGAAAGAUUAAUUUUAUUUGAAGAGGUUAAUACAACUUUAAUGGAAAGAGUUUAUGAAUUGCUCCAUGAAUUGGUAGUUGCUGAUGAUAAAAUAGAAUAUGAAUCUACAUCAACAAAUGAAGGUGGUUCUACUGAAGAAACUAAAACAGGUUUGCUCUCAUUAUCAGUUUGUUGGUUACUUGGUUUAUUGCAAUUUUUAAAGGAUGAGGAAGUCGAUGUUACCUCUCAAAUUUUCGAUCCACUUUCACCAAAUCUCAAGAAACUUAUUAUUGCAGAAUUGGAUUCAGUCAUUAACUACCGUGAAUGGAGAAUGGAAGUUGGUAAUAAAGAAGCUACAAAGAAGAAUAUAGAAAAGGAUCUUAAAAACUUAUCAUUGGACGAUUCUGAUUCUGAUUCUGAAGAGGAAGAGGAGGAAAAAGAAAUUAGUGAUAAAGAAAGUGUUGAGGGUGAAGAUAUUACCAAAAAGAAAAAGAAAUUAAAGAAACCAGAGUUAGAAUAUUUACCUACUUUAAUCGGUCCAUUUAUUUCGCUAGUAAGUGAUCGUCUUGGUCGUCUUGGUGAUCCUUCAAAAUAUUCCUUAAGAAAUAUUUCAAAUGAUAUUAAUAUAGGUGGUAGUUUUGAUUCACCAAAAGAAGAAAGUUCACCACAAGAAUAUAAUGAUUUAUAA
Dictyostelium purpureum is the source of this 2649-nucleotide messenger RNA. RefSeq lists its product as uncharacterized. The transcript has a single exon. The record is from RefSeq and is a predicted model, not a curated record. Lineage: Eukaryota; Evosea; Eumycetozoa; Dictyosteliales; Dictyosteliaceae. Bases 1 to 2649 code for a protein of 882 amino acids.